AUAUAUAUAUAUAAUUUUAGAGUGGGUUCAUUAACCAAUCCGAGCCUAGCCCAGGCCCAAGCCUAACCCGAGUGCAUGAAAUUAGAGUGUGGAUUGGGCUUGGGUUGGGAAGAUUGGGUCGGGCUUGGGUUGACUAUAAACUCGACCAAACCUGCUUGACUUGCACACCCCUAAAUAUAAUAUAUAAUGUUAUUUUAUAUAUAUAUAUAUAUAUGAGCCUUAAGCCCAAAUUUUAGGGUUGGGCCUGGGUUGACUAUAAACCUGCCCCGAACCCCGAUCAUUGGCCAAGAAACCCACCUUGAUUGGGCGGUGCCCCACUUGUACGGGUCAAAUUUCCAUCUCUAAUUUUAAUUUGGAUAUUUUAUUUCCUAGAUUUUCAUUUAUUAGUAUAAAUGAAACGGAAUAAAAUCCCUCCUUUGAAAUCUUUCCACACUUGUAAUAUGCCAAUUUGGCUAUGUAUGUUGUUAAGUUCAAGCCCUUAGAGAUAGCUUGUUUCAUAUUUGUUUCUAAGAUGUAUGUCUCUCUUUUUUUCACCUCCAUUCUUCUUGCUUGUUGACAUCAUGUCUUUUCCUUUUUGUUUGGUGUGCCGAUGUCUCAAAUUGACCAUAGACCAUUAGUCUCAAUUUGAGAUUAGUGAAACAUUUUUUCUUACAUGCAGAAUUUAUUUGUAUCACCUCCUUUCAAGUGCUAUCAACGCACUAACUAGUCAUCUAGUAGUUGAUCGAAUUGUUAGUUGAGUGCAUGUUUGACUACAUCACUUACUAGUCGGUUGAUGGUCAUAAUGUUGUUGCUUGGGAGAACUGAGCAUUGGCUAAGUGAGCUAGUUGAAUAAUGACUGGUCAUUGUAGUCAACCUAGUCAAUCACAAAUUCAUUUUCAGGCUUUGUUUGUUUGUUGUUUAUAUCUCUAAUUUUUGGAAGCGACAUAGCACAUGUUUACAUUUUGUUAUAUUCUUACUGUCGCUUUAACUAUUUGUGAUGGAACACUGUUGUAUGGCGGUCUAAAAAUUAUGAAAUAAGCAUUAAAUAAAACAAGGAACCGGGGGAAUUCUUCUAAGUUUUUUCCCCAAUCUGUGGUAUGUUUGUAUGGAGUUGCACAAACAAAGGGCACUCUUUUUCUUUUAGAAUUUCAGCUUAUAUUAACUUAUUUACAAGAUUGAAUCAAUAUUAUAAAUUUAGGAAUGCCUCUUUUUCUUUGCAUCAACUAAAGUCAAAAUGACUGGUAAUGGCUUUACCACAUUGGUAACACUUCUUCCUUCUUAGAAGUGAUUUUGGUUUGCUGAGUGCUCUGAUGUGGCUUGGUUUCUCAUUACGGGUUUUGAUGAAUAUGAUGUCUGUGCUGUAUAACAGCUCAUAUAUUUCCUUUCUCACCUUUCUUGUUUGACCUGCUUGGAUUUAAGCAUGUGCUUGUCAUAGUUUCAGUAUUUCCUACCAGUCCUUUUGGGUUUCAAUCUCUAACCCUCUUUGUUUGCAAGAUGUGCUUGAAAAUAUGAAUUCCACCCUCUUUAUGCAUUCAUGUUUUGCCCAAAUGCUUCAUUCAAUAAUAGAUUAAAAAGUUGCUUGUAGGUGGGUUCCAGCAAAUAUUUGCUUUGUGUCUUAAAUUUGCACUGAUUAUCUUCGAGUUGCUGGUAGGAAGAUUCAGUUGAAUAUUACACACAGAAUGUUGGGAAUUUCAAAACUCAAUCCUUUUUCCCCAAAAUGCUAUUCUAAAUUUAAUAUGCCUGUUGGUUAAGGCAAUCUUGUCUAUGGCUCUAUGCUAAUAUUGUCUGUUUGGUGAUGCAGUUGAAGGAUCUAGGAAUUAAAACUACAAUGAUGCAGUUUUUUAUAGCCUGCUAUGACAAUGGAAAAGACCAUCUACACAGAAUAUUUAUUUAAUCAAGUUGUUUUCAAACAAUAAAAAAUGCUGUUUUCUUCUUGCACAUUUUCCUAAUCAUGUGAACCCUUUGGAGCUAAAAUUUAAUCUGAACAAUAGUUUUUCUAAUCAUUUAGGUCCUUAGAGGUUAUUGUCCAGGAGGGCAAUGCUUUCUGGUUUUCUUUUGGGGCUAAUAAUUGGUGUUCCUUGUACUUUUAACGUAGGAUAUGUUAUAAAUAUGAAGUCUAGCAAUUUCAAUUUGUUGUUGCAGGCGACUGUUUGUCAGAUAUGUGGUGUAACAGGCUUCUCUGAGUUCCUAAUUUACUGCUCUAAGUGUCAGAUAUCUGCAGAACACCGCUACUGCUUAGAUAAAUUUCCAGCACCCAAUGAGGAGGUAAUCUGGACAUGUCAGGAAUGCAUUUCAAAGACUGCCGAGAGGUUUCUUCUUAAGAGUUUCAGUUCACAUCCAUUGAGAAGUAGACGCAAAAAAUUAAAACACCAUCGAGCUGCUGGAAGUUAUACAAAUCUGAGAAAGAGGGAGAAGGAUAGCAAUGAUUGCUCAGAAGCUGAAACAUAUGCACAAAGAUCUGAUGUUGCUUCCAUUCUGCAGCCUACUGAGGCACUUGUCAAGGAAGUAGUUCCAGAGACUUUAUGUGUAGUGAGUGAUUCUCCUCUCUCGCAUAAGGAGAAUGAGAAUUCACAUUGUUGUGGUGGAAGAAGUGAAGGAGGCAAGUUUAAAAAACAGAGAAGAAGGUUGGUCUUGAAUGAUGAAACCAACUCUGGUGAAGAGGGUGCUUAUGUUGAGGUUAGAAGCUCCCAAGUAGCUCCGGAUUCUGAGGUAGCUGUUGCUGCUGAAGGUCGAACUUCUCCAGCAUCAUUGGAUGCCUGCCAUCAGUCAUUUAGAGAAUGUCCUUCCUCUGGUGCUGCACAACCAAUAAUUGAUCCUAUUUGGACGGGAUCCUUCAACAUCUGUAAUGAGAACCAUGGUGCAGUUCCAUGUGUGGCCCACGUAUCAAGCCUAGCUUGUUCAAAAGUUACUUCGGAGGCAAAAGCAUUGCCACCGUUGCUUGAUGUGAAAAUUUUGCCGAAGCUUGAUGUCUGGCCCCCAACUUUUUGUAGAUCACCACCAACUGACAACAAAAUUGGUCUCUAUUUUUUUCCCAUAACAGAGAGAGAUAAGACAAAGUUUGACAGGUUGCUGUAUGACUUAAUUGACCGGGAGCUUGCACUUAGGGCUGUGAUUGGAGUUGUUGAGCUCUUGAUUUUCCCUUCUCUUGAGUUGCCACCAUCAUGCCGGAAAUUUUUAGGAAAUUAUUUUCUGUGGGGUGUAUUUAGGCAAAGGCCAAUUCCAGUUCCCCAUGAACCAGGUAUUGAUAGUGCCAAGUCAGCCGAGGGUAUUGGUUGCGAAAAAAGGGAAUGCACCAAGACCUGUACUAAUAGGGAGAGUCCUGUUGGUCCUCUCAGCAUGAUUAACAAUUGUGAAUCGGAUUCAUCCUCUUUGCAUUCUAAAGCUAGGAUUUGUUCUCCAGAGUCCACAUCAUCUCACGAUUCCGAAACUUUAUAUUCUGACAAAAUUGAGAAAUCAAGUGAUCAUGAUUGGGACCUGGAAAAGCAGCCUACCCAUGGAGAAGAGAUCAGGGAUAAAAGUUCUUGCGAUGUGAAACUUUUGCAACCGGAAGCACCAUGGCAGCAUCCCCUUGAUGCUUGCCAAGAGGAAAGCAUAAAUUUGGACACGCCUUGUUUGGGACUGUUUCCAUUGGAGGUGGAGAAUAUUGCUAUUUUAUCAAAAGUGGAUAGUGAAGGGCUUGACCUGGAGUUGGGAUUAGGUCGAUCUGGGUUUAAGCAACCCAAAAAGAAGUCUUGUGAUUUUGUUGAUUUACUCUUGUAAAUAUUUUAGGAACAUCUUUUACUUUUUUUUUUUUCAAUUUUAACUUGAGUUUUGCAAUAUCAUCGGAAGUGUAAAUCGUCUUAAGUUACAAGAAAAAAGUAGUUAAUGGCCUU
Molecule: messenger RNA, 3851 nt
Organism: Nelumbo nucifera (sacred lotus)
Lineage: Eukaryota; Viridiplantae; Streptophyta; Magnoliopsida; Proteales; Nelumbonaceae
Product: PHD finger-containing protein 1-like
Biological process (GO): negative regulation of transcription elongation by RNA polymerase II
Molecular function (GO): histone reader activity
Source: RefSeq, a predicted model, not a curated record